AUGAGCAUGAACAGUAGCAGCGGCGGCGUUUGGCAGAGCAACAACGGUUACUAUGGGUAUGGCUACGGAGGAGGAGGUUACGUGGAGAAGAGACAGCUGUUCCUUAAGAGCUACCAGUUCUCGAGGAAACAGAGCUUAACGGAGAAGAUCAAGAGAUCUGUGAGGAGAGUGGUGAAGAAAGUGGUUUGGAUGAGUCUUCUGAGACCUCCUGGGGAAAUCAAGAGGCAGUUAGCUCCUCUUGUACAGAAAAUGGCUGAUUUGCUACCCAUUUACCUCAUUAUUGUGGCGUUUCUGUGUACUGUGGGAGCCAUUGCUUUGGCCUUAUUCCAUAUCUACAAGCACCUCUUGAAUUACACUGAACCAAUUUAUCAGAGAUAUAUUGUGCGCAUCGUCUUCAUGGUCCCGGUCUAUGCCUUGAUGUCAUUCUUAGCUCUUGUGUUGCCCAAAAGCUCCAUCUAUUUUAACUCCAUCCGAGAAGUUUAUGAAGCGUGGGUGAUUUAUAAUUUUCUAUCGCUGUGUUUGGCAUGGGUUGGAGGCCCAGGUUCUGUGGUUAUAAGCUUAACUGGUCGCUCUCUGAAGCCAUCGUGGCAUCUCAUGACAUGUUGCUUCCCACCACUUCCAUUAGACGGGCGUUUUAUUCGGCGGUGCAAGCAAGGUUGUCUGCAAUUUGUAAUUCUAAAGCCAAUCCUAGUUGCUGUCACACUUGUGCUCUACGCAAAACGGAAAUACAAGGAUGGAAAUUUCAGCCCUGAUCAGUCAUAUCUCUAUCUUACCAUCAUCUAUACUAUAUCGUACACAGUGGCCUUGUACGCACUGGUCCUCUUUUAUGUGGCAUGCAAAGAUCUGCUUCAGCCAUUCAAUCCAGUCCCAAAGUUUGUGAUUAUAAAGUCUGUUGUCUUCUUAACCUAUUGGCAGGGUGUUCUUGUUUUCCUUUUUGCUAAGUCUGGAUAUAUAAGGGAUGAAGAAGAAGCAGCUCUCUUCCAGAAUUUCAUUAUAUGCGUGGAGAUGCUUAUAGCUGCAGCUGCUCAUUUCUAUGCAUUCCCAUACAAGGAAUAUGCAGGUGCCAAUGUUGGAGGAGCUCACAGUUUCUCUGGAAGCCUAGCACAUGCUGUUCAACUAAAUGAUUUCUACCAUGACACUGUUCACCAGUUUGCCCCUGCGUAUCACGAUUAUGUGCUCUACAAUCAUAAUGAUGGUGGUGAAGGGACAACGAAGUACCGAGCACGAACAUUUGUGCCAACUGGUCAGGAAAUGGAUGCUGUCAGAAAGAACAAACACCUGUUCGGAAACAAGAUGGAUGGUGUUUCGGUCUCGAGUCACUCCUCUUCAGGACCAAGCACACCGAAAGCCUCCGGUGUGGCUGAUCCUGCACGCCCGGAGACAAUGAAAUCUUCUUUGCUCGUCGAUGCCUCAGACUCUGCUUCCACGAUGUAUGACAUGUCGCUCAUGGACAUUGAUAUAUCGAGCUACCCAAGCAAGGUCCCUUCUGCUAAUGUAAGUGCAGGACCUAAAUAG
Messenger RNA from Microthlaspi erraticum, 1515 nucleotides. Lineage: Eukaryota; Viridiplantae; Streptophyta; Magnoliopsida; Brassicales; Brassicaceae. The record is from the annotation of a GenBank genome assembly.